Molecule: messenger RNA, 906 nt
Organism: Insectozyma verbasci
Lineage: Eukaryota; Fungi; Ascomycota; Pichiomycetes; Serinales; Debaryomycetaceae
Source: the annotation of a GenBank genome assembly
AUGUCUCGUAAAUUAAAAGAUAAAAAAUUUAAACAAAAAGGGUUGAAAGGAUCAUUACAACGUCAUAUAAUUCAAGAUGAGUAUAGUAAACAAGCUGCUAAAAAUAAAGAAAUUGAUAAAGAAAAUAAAGCAAAUAAAUUAAAAUCAAGAAAAGCUUCAAAAAAAUCAAGACAAAAUAAUGUACAACAAAAAGUAAAAGGUUUAAUGCCUUUUAAACUUGAUGAUCAUCUUUUAUUAAUUGGAGAAGGAGAUUUUUCAUUUGCUAAAUCACUAAUAUUUCAAAAUUUCAUUCUACCGAGUAAUUUAAUUGCAACCUCAUAUGAUUCAAAAGAUGAACUCGAUAAAUACCCUCAGGCCAUUGAGAAUAUAAAAAAAUUGGAAGAGUUAGGUGUGAGAAUUAUAUACAAUGUUGAUGCUACUAAUCUUCCGACUACUUUAGGCUUAAUAUUAAACUCAAAACAGAAAAAAGCAGGUAAAUCAAUUUCUCUAUUUGAUGAUAAAUCUAAAAUUGACUAUAUAAUGUUUAAUUUCCCACACUCAGGUAAAGGAAUCAAAGAUGUUGAUAGAAAUAUAAGAGAUCAUCAAAAAUUAAUACUUGAAUAUUUUCAAAAUUGUAAAAAAGUAUUUGAAUUGAUAAAUGUAGAUACUAGUGGAUACAACAAUGUUUCAGGUAAAAUCAUAUUAAGUUUAUUUGAAGGUGAGCCUUAUAAUUCUUGGGGAAUUAAAAUUCUAGGCAAAUUUGAAGGUUUUAAAGUUGAAAAAUCAGGUAAAUUUGAAUGGGAUAUGUUUCCUGAAUAUCAUCAUAGAAGAACAAAUAGCGUGAAAGAUACAACAAAACCAGCAAAUGAAAGAGAUGCAAGGAUGUAUAUAUUUGAAGAAUUUAUUAAAAAAAAAGAUGAAGAUUAA